UCCUAUUCUUUGCUUGCAGCUAGAAGAAUGGUUUUGCGACAUGCUUCCAUAUUUGACUAAAGACGCUCCUUUAAUCGGUAGGGCAAUUUUGGAGCUGCAGACUCCUUGAGGUGCAGAACCGACUGCAUCAGUAAUCUCCUGAUUUCUCAUAAACAUGUCGUGCUCCCUACUUGUUUAAUUCUUCUGAAACCUCCCAUCUUCCCAUGUUUCAGGCGACCGAAAACACGAUGCAUGAUUGCAGAUGACGACAAUCAAGGAUCUCUGGACUAACAACGGAUUCACACGCUGGGCUAAGCAGAUUGGCACAAACAGAAUACAGCAGCAACAAUGGAAAGAUGCAGGUGAGACGGAACUAUGGGGUUUAACACCUAGACGAGGACCGUACCAACAAAUUCGCGAUGGAAACGAGGAUACGAGUUACCGGCCCGGUGACAUUACCUUCGAGUAUGGAAACACCGAUGCCAACGAUAUCGACACCAAAUUCCAGCCGCAGAGGUUCAAGCGCUACACGGAAGGAUGGAGAUUUGGUGCCAUCAACUGCGCUAUAUCAGCAUCCAUUGUUUUCCUCAUUAACUUCAUUGUCACCAUCUGGGGGUCCGCGCACAAGAAUGCCAAUAAGGGGGUUUUACUAGAAGGGGACUGCGACAAAGUCCAUCAGGUCAACACAGGAUUGCAUUUCCUAAUUAAUUUGCUGAGUACGAUAUUACUCGGUUCCAGCAACUAUUGCAUGCAAUGCCUUUCUGCACCAACCCGAAGCGAGAUCGAUGCGGCACAUGCGAAAGGGAUCUGGCUGGAUAUCGGUGUGCCUAGUGUGCGGAAUCUAAGGCAUAUCAGUCAGAAAAGGGUGGGCCUGUGGGUAGCACUAGGGAUAUCUUCGCUGCCGUUGCAUUUAUUCUAUAACUCCGCAGUGUUCGGUUCCAUCGUCUCCAACAACUACUAUGCCUUCUCUGUCAGCCAAUCCUUCAUUGACAACCCCGAAUGCCUACAUUGCAAUAAAACCCUUUUUUCAGCGCCAAUUGGAGGCACGAACUUACUACAAACUAUGCACGAAAAAGCGCGAAACGGGACCUUGGACCGCUUCGAACCCGCCGACUGUCUCAACAAAUACGCGCAGAUGAUUCAAAGCUUCCGUCGCAACGUUCUCCUCGUAGCUAGUGACGAAAAUUUCCCUGCUAUAAGCAACACUACCUCUCUCAAUGGCACAAAUGUGUACUCAUACGAUAGAUUCUAUGCGAUGGACGCCCAAGUCCAGGAUGAGGCUUCUGACUCGUACAGGUGGAUGUGCAACAGUAUCCCAUAUUCCCGCAAUACGAAGUGCGGAUCGCUCAUGGCUAAUAUCAAAAAGAGUCCUAGUACGUGGAAGGUUGGAGGAUACCCAGUGCAUUAUUGCCUCAGCGAAAAGGCGCCGCCGGUGUGUAAACUGCAAUUCAGCGUUGGCAUCGCUAUUCUCGUCACCAUUCUCAAUUUUUUAAAAGGAGGAGUUAUUCUCUACACGGUGUUUUACGUAAAUGAAGAGCCGCUUAUGACAAUGGGUGAUGCAGUUGCUUCGUUCAUAGAGAAGACGGAUCCUACGACGAGGAAUAUGUGUAUAUUGACGAUGAAAGACGCGAAAAAGCAUAAGGGGUAUUUUCCCGCCGGGCCGAGAGAGUGGGAUUUAAAGGUGUAUCGCUGGAAAGAUGUGACUAGCAAAACGCGGCGGAUUACGACCUUUACGAUGUACAUCAUUGCUUUAGUCCUAGUCAGCAUCCUCCUAAACCUCGCUAUCCAGGGCCUCCCAGACGACCGCUCCCUCCCCGCCCUCGCGCGUCUCGGCUACGGCGCCGUAGACCCCCGUGCCAUUAUCUCUUGGGAAGUCAGCUCCACAACUGGCAACAUCCUUAUGGCAAACUUGGCCCAACCCAUCCUCUCCUUCCUAUACUUCUCCUACAACGGGCUCUUCACGUGCAUGCUGCUCGGGCUAGAAUGGUCACAAUACGCCCACCAAAGAAAAGGUCUACGAGUAUCUCGAACUCCGAGCGGGGCACAGCGGAGCACAUAUUUCUUGCAACUCCCGUAUCGGUUUGCACUACCGUUGAUGGUGUUAAGCGGCAUUUUACACUGGCUCGUCUCACAAUCCAUAUUCCUCGUAGCUAUCGAUAUCUACGAUUCCGAAGGCAGGCCUGAUACCCUUUUCUCGGACUCUGAUGGCUGGAAGACCUGCGGUUAUAGCCCCAUUGCUAUCAUCUCGGUUCUUAUUUUUGGCAUAUUUAUGGUGGCCGCGGGAGUAGGCUUUGGGUAUUGGAAGUUCAAGCCCGGUAUUCCCCUCGCGGGGAGUUGUAGUGCAGCGAUUAGUGCGGCGUGUCAUAGUGGAGAGUGGGAUGGGGUUGAGGGAGCGAGAGCGGUGUGUGAAAUAGUGCAGUGGGGGGUUGUGGGGAAGGGGGGCGAUGGGGUCGGGCACUGUGCAUUUUCAUCUAAGGAGGUGGAGCGUCCGGAAAUAGGGGCGGUGUAUGCAGGAAGGGGAAUUAGGAAGAGAGGGGAGCAGAAGGUAAGGGACACGGAGUUAUCUUAAUUGGUUGGAUACUCAAAAUUAUAGAAGACAUCGGGAAUAUACUAGUUUCAGUAGGCCUUGGGGCCUUCUGUCGUUGC
Messenger RNA from Lindgomyces ingoldianus, 2625 nucleotides. RefSeq lists its product as uncharacterized. The transcript has 4 exons. Lineage: Eukaryota; Fungi; Ascomycota; Dothideomycetes; Pleosporales; Lindgomycetaceae. Bases 242 to 2548 code for a protein of 768 amino acids. The record is from RefSeq and is a predicted model, not a curated record.